GUAACCAUAGACUAAAAUAUCUGCCAUAUGAAUAUUUCAAGACUUCGUUUCCAACUCUCUCUUUCCAAUCAUAUUCAAUUACUUCAUACAUAUACUAAUUCAUUCACCAAAAUAGAUUGAUGGGCAUACCCCAAUUCUUCUUGUUCAUUCAAUACCCUUGAUAUUUUUCCUAGUCAGUUAAAUUUGCCUCUAUUUUCCAAUUGCAGGUUUAUUAUUGUUGUUAUUAUUAUUAUACUAGCUGAAAGUUGACACAUGGGAUUGGGGUUAAUCUUUGGUGAUAAAGUUACAAUCUUUAAGCCAAAACAAGUAGUAGAAUCAGUAUGGAAUCACAACUGGAUUUAAUUGAACAACAAUUUAAUGUUAGAUACUCAGAUGGGGUUGAAGAAGCACUUGAUGAAUUGCCUGAUAGUUUUACAAUUACUGAUCCUUCUAUUUGUGGACACCCUAUUGUUUAUGCAUCAAAGGGUUUCUUGAAAAUAUUUGGUUAUUCAAGAAAUGAGGUUAUUGGUAAGAAUGGAAGGGUGUUUCAAGGGCCUAAGACGAAUAGAAGAUCAGUUAUGGCGAUACGAGAGGCGAUACGAGAGGAGAGAGGUAUACAAAUCAGUUUGUUGAACUAUAGGAAGGAUGGGACACCCUUUUGGAUGUUGUUUCAUAUGUGUCCUGUUUAUAGUGAGAAGGAUGGAAGGGUGGUUCAUUUUUUGGGAGUUCAAGUUCCUAUUUUAAGGAGGAGAAAGUUAUUAGGAGGUGGAAUUGGGAAAAAUGGAGGAGUAUGUAAUGAUGGAGGUAAUUGCAGGGAGUCUGCUUAUAGAUGUUGUAGGAGGGAGGUCUGCUCGAAUUCGAUUAUGGAAUUGGAUAGAGCAUUAUCAGUUGAUUCGGUUUCAGGGUCGGACCAUACAGAAGUAGACGUUGAAGGGCCAUGUGAAGCAAGUGAUCAAGAGAAGACAAAAGCCAGUGUUGCUGUUAACAACAUAAUGUCCGUGUUGGCACAUUACAGCGAGUUGACAGGCAGACUAGUCAGUGACAAGAGAUGCUGUCAAUCCGGAACGAGUCUGCUCAGUGCAUCCUUAAAUAUAUCUUUUGGUAGAAUAAAACAAAGCUUUGUAUUAACUGAUGCGCACUUACCUGACAUGCCGAUUGUCUAUGCAAGUGAUGCCUUCCUAAAAUUAACAGGCUUCGCGAGACAUGAAGUAUUGGGUCGUAAUUGUCGGUUCUUAAGUGGAGAAGAUACAGACAGAGACACACAAUUUCAGAUAAAACAAUGCAUCCAAAAUGAACAACCAUGUACUGUACAUAUCUUAAAUUACAGAAAAGAUGGAACCGCAUUUUGGAAUUUUCUUCACAUUUCACCGAUCCGGAAUGCUUCAGGAAAGAAGUUUGGGGUAGAAUUCUUGUUUCCAAAGCCAAUCCAUUUUCUGCACAUAAUCAGAACAAAUGAAGCCUCACAAAAAUAUGCGCAUAGCUUAGGUUGCAUACUAUGUUGGUAUUCAGAUAGAAGAUACUAGCGAGGUUCGGGGGAAACAAGGUUUAAAUCCGGAGAUUGGGCAGCGCAGUGUUGUUGCUGCUGUAAAGGUUGCUGUAAGAGGCUGGUCAAUGGGUGCAAGCACCUCCUAGUUCUUCAACAAAUUUGUCUUUCCUUUUUUGUUCUGAUAAACACUCUGGACUCUGUUAGAAAAAAAUGUACUGUCUCAUAUAGCUCAUUAGCAUCAGAGUAAAAAAGAAAAAAAAGAAGAGUAUGUUAUGGUAAUUUAAAUUUGAUAUUUUCUUUGUCAUAUAUGAGGAUGCUAGUGCCUGAAUGUUAAUUGAAUCCAAUAGCCUAUUCGUUGCAAUUUAUUCACCAUACAUCUACGGUAAUUAAAUUCAAUCAGUCUAAUAUUUAAAA
Messenger RNA from Lycium barbarum (goji berry), 1879 nucleotides. Its product is annotated as protein TWIN LOV 1. The coding region runs from base 321 to 1502 and encodes 393 amino acids. The record is from RefSeq and is a predicted model, not a curated record. Lineage: Eukaryota; Viridiplantae; Streptophyta; Magnoliopsida; Solanales; Solanaceae. Gene Ontology annotation, cellular component: nucleus. The transcript has 9 exons.